Messenger RNA from Physcomitrium patens, 2750 nucleotides. Lineage: Eukaryota; Viridiplantae; Streptophyta; Bryopsida; Funariales; Funariaceae. The record is from RefSeq and is a predicted model, not a curated record.
UUCUCCAGCGGCCAUGGCUGGACGUCAGACCCCCCAGGUCGUUGCGGUUGAUCAUCAGAGCUCGGCUCAGAUCGGAGUGGCGAUGGCUGCGUCUGCGAUAUCUGCGUUUUUUUACGGCGUUUGUGCGGAUAGACGUGUUUCUAGUUGUUAUUUUUCGUAUCUUUGGGGGGCGUGAUUCGAAGCAGGAUUGCGACAGAUAUAGGCGUUUGAAUCUGCCGUACCUCACGUCCGUUGUUGUUUGUUGGCAAGAGGUGUACCAGGAUGGAGGCCUGUGCUGUUGGUGAUAGAAUGCAUGGCAAGUCGUUCCUGAAAGCAGUAGGUGUCGAGGUUUUUAUUAUUGCGUCGUUGUGAUGAAGUGCGGGAGAGUGAUUCGGAGUGCGCGUUUAGCUUGUGGAACAUGGGAAGCGUGGGAAGCGUGUGGGAAGUUCCGGGAAUGAGGAUUGGUUAUUUUGCAGGAAUAGUGUGGGCAUGAAUGCUGGUUUGGAAGGGAAUCUGCUCGGAUUCACUCGAGGGAGAAGGCGCAGACCCGUCAUGAAGCAGUGGAGACACUUGAGCCGCUUGUUCUGCAGAUAGUUCAGACACAAAUACGAAGACAGUUUGCUUUGAAGGUCCAAAGUGGAGAGCUAUUAUUCUUAUUUCACCAGGAAAACUGUUAGAAAAAUGAUAGCGACAAAAAGAAUUAUGCACUCGCUCUCUCGAGGGUUCUGUGAAUCAGAACUUGGCGAGGAAGUAUCUGAUCGUUAAAUUUUCUAUGGCCAUUCCAUUCAUCAUGUGGUGAUAAGUGAUUUCGAUGAUUGUACAACUACUUAGCCUUUGGUCAUCCAUGCUCAAGAUAAAUUCUCACCUUCUUACUGUUCCAUCUUCACUUCUUUCCCCCACAUACACUCCAGAUAAUGAUUUGCGUAGAAGUCUGGGUUAAGUAUCAAGAUGAAUUCCUUUAUAUACCAGGAUUUUGGGCCCAUUUAAUAUCUGUUCUAUUCUAAAAUCAUUAGCAUGGCGCAGAUUCAAUCACCGGGAGUAGGUGGGCGCACAAAAUUUGAACCAUGGGGCGUUCAGUGAUCAUAUGGUGUUUAUGUUCAUUUCUUCUCUUUUCUCUUGCGGUCUCCGUCAAAGCAGUGCGCUCCCCGAGAUCAGUUCCAUUGAGUACAUUGUAUAAUUUAAGUCCGGGUACUAGUCCACGUUUUCCUCAAGGCCAAGCUGAACGCCUCAUCAAAUCCUUAGGUCUCCUGCCAGGAGCAGCCGUAGAAAGUUCUGGUCCAGUCAAUGGACCCGGCUUACACGAGAGAAAAAUACAGCUAGAUAUUUUUACCAAUUCAACAUCGGCAUCAGCUUCACGACAUGCUGCACAUUAUGCGGGUUACUUCACGCUAAAGCGUAGUCAUACUGCCAACAUGUUCUAUACUUUUUUUGAGUCUAGAGGCAAUAAAGGCAUGGAUCCUUUAGUGCUUUUGAUGACUGGAGGCCCAGCCUGCGCUAGUGAAGUGGCUAUGUUCUACGAGAAUGGCCCUUUUAAGAUUCAGGACAAUAUAGAAAACCUUACUCUGAUUUGGAACAAGUUUGGUUGGGACCAGGAGGCCAGCAUUAUAUAUAUAGAUCUUCCAGUAGGAACGGGCUUUAGCUACAGCACAAAUUCAGGAGAUAUACGUCAUGACGCGGAAGGAGUGAGUGAGGAUAUAUUCGACUUCUUUCAGGCUUUUUUUACAGCACAUCCUGAGUUUGCCGAAAACGAUUUGUAUGUGAUGGGAGAAUCCUUCGGCAGCCACUACGUCCCAGCUGUGGCUGCUCGUCUGCAUGAAGAGAAAAAAUUGAAACAGGGACUACCCAUUAAUUUGAAGGGGUUUGCAAUUGGAAGUGGUCUUACACAUCCAAAUAUUCGAUAUGAGUCAUAUGCCGAUUAUGCUCUGAGCAUGGCACUGAUUGCUGAUGAUGACCACAAAAGACUUAGCAAAGUGUUUCCGGCUUGUGCUACGGCUAUUGAAUUGUGUGGAACCAAAGGAACUGUCACUUGCAUUGCAGCAUACCUCGUCUGUCAGAGUAUUUUCAAUACUAUCUUGGCUAUUUCUGGAAAUAUCAACUCAUUUGAUAUCCGAAAAGAAUGUAACGAAGAUAUCUGUUACGACUUCUCCAAUCUUGAGAUCUACUUGAAUCAAACAAAAGUUCGAGAGGCUUUGGGUGUCGGCAAUCAGAAGUUUCUUUCCUGCAGUCCUCUGGUCUAUGAAGCGAUUCUUAUGGACUGGAUGGAGAGCAAGGAAAACAAGAUAGCUCGCCUUCUGGAGGAUGGUAUCCAGAUACUGGUUUAUGCUGGAGAAUUUGAUCUGAUAUGCAAUUGGUUAGGCAAUUCAAUGUGGACAGCUGCUCUUCCCUGGUCAGGCCAAAUAGAGUACGCCAGAGCACCUUGGAAGAAGUUUGAAGUGAACGGAAUUGAAGCUGGGCUAGUCACUGGUUUCAAAAAUCUAAAUUUUGUUAAGGUCCAAGAUGCAGGGCAUAUGGUAGCCAUGGACCAGCCAAGGAUUGCUUUAGAAAUGUUUCGUCGUUGGACAAGAGGAAUUCCUCUAGGAAACAGAAUAAAGUUAGAGUAUUAGUUUUUACGAAAGUGACCACAGAUACUUCGUCAGCUCACCUCAUCAAUGUAAUGGAUUGUGACAUGGGGAUGCACAUGGAUUUGAAAUUGCCCAUUUUAUGGGCUUGUGCCUCCACGAUGUGCUCGUCGUCAUAAAGUAAGCAUGUACUGGAUGCACAAGUUCUGGAUC